AUGAAUCGUUUCGUGUUCCUUUUGUGCGCUUCGGUGGUCGUCGCCGACAUCCAGAUCACGGUCAUCAACAAGUGCAAAGAGACCGUCUGGCCUGGCGUUUAUGGACAGCCAACGAUUCCCGAGAACGGUGGCUUCGAAUUGGCGGCAGGAGCUCAAAAGGUAUUGACUGUGCCAGUCGGAUGGACUGCUGGACGUAUCUGGCCAAGAACUGGCUGCAACGGAACUGGCGAGAACUUCCAAUGUCAGACUGGUGCUUGUGGUACUAGUCUGCAAUGUAACGGAAAGACUGGCGCCACUCCAUGCACUUUGGCUGAAUUGACCUUGGCCAAAACUACUAGCGACCAGGAUUUGUAGGUUUUUUGGUUUUUUUUUAUUUUUAUAUGCAAAUUUGGCAAAUAGGUUAAGUGUUCGCUUUUUAAGUGAUUUAUUGUGAUUUAGAAAGGCUUACAGUCUGGUACUAAACAUUUUUUUAGCUAUGAUAUCUCCUUCGUCGAUGGCUCCAACAUCCCAGUCAGCAUGAAGCCAGUCGGUGACUUCACCAAGACCGGAACCACCCAAUACAGCUGUGGCGAGGCCGGCGAGUGCUCCAAGGACCUGAAGACUGUUGUCCCAGCCAACUUGCAAUACAAGGUUGACGGCAAGGUUGUAGGUACCCUCUCCGCCUGCUCAGCUACCAAUGAACCCCAAUACUGCUGCUCUGGUGCCUUCAACACUCCUCAAACCUGUAACGCCACCACCAGCUUCCCAGCUGACUACUACACCGAUCUGAAGAAGAUCUGCCCAACUGUCUACAUGUACGCUUACGACGACCCAACUUCGACCUUCACCUGCAAAGGAAAGGCCCCAACCACCUCCCCCAACUACGAGAUUUACUUCUGUACCGAAAGCGGAAUUGGCCUUCCAUAA
Molecule: messenger RNA, 906 nt
Organism: Bursaphelenchus okinawaensis
Lineage: Eukaryota; Metazoa; Nematoda; Chromadorea; Rhabditida; Aphelenchoididae
Source: the annotation of a GenBank genome assembly